GCGGGCUGCGGGGCGGGCGGGGCGGCUCGGCCAUGGCGGCGCGGGGAAGCUGCCCCGCCUGCGGGUCGGCGGCGCUGGUGGAGGACGCGCAUUACGCGCAGCAGCAGCUGGUCUGCGCCGCCUGCGGCUGCGUCCUGGCUGAGGGGCUGCUCACCACCACCUACACCGAGGAGGAGCACCUGCGAGAGGUGGCGUAUUCCCAGAGCACCGGCCAGAAGGAGCAGCUGAGCCGCUGCCUGCAGCGAGGGAUCAAGCGGGUCCAGGAUCUCUGUAAAGUCCUCCAGCUCCCAACGGUGUUUGAGGAAACGGCAGUGUCAUACUUCCAGAGAGCUCUCCAGCACCCCUCCUUCCACCUGGUCAGUCUGGAGAAGAAGGAGCUCCUGGGGGGCUGCUGCGUCUUUGUGACUUGUCGACAGCACAACUGGCCCUUGAUGAUGGGGACAAUCUGCUCUCUCCUUUAUGCGAAGCAGGAGCUGUUUGCCAGUGUCUACCUGAGCCUUCAGAAAGAGCUUGGGCUGUCUGUGCCAGCCCUGAGCCUGGCAGACCUGGUGAAGACACACCUGAACAGCUUUCGGCUGUUCCAGCACGCGACCGACAUCCCUGCCCCGUUUGUGGAAGACAAGGAGACGAUGGUCACCCGCACAAUGCAGAUUGUGGAGCUGGCCAGCGAGACGUGGCUGGUCACCGGCCGGCACCCUGUUCCCAUCGUCAUGGCUGCGGCUUUCCUGUCGUGGCAGUCACUGCAGCCUGCCGCCCGCCUUGCCUGCACCUUCGCAAGGUUCUGCAAGCUGGCGGGCGUUGAUCUGCCGCCACCGGCGCACCUGCGGCUGAAGGAGCUUCUCGACAUCCUCCUGAGAAUGGCCUCCCAGCUCGCCUGGCUGAGGAUGUUUAACAUGGACAAGAAAACUGUGGUCAAGCACAUUGGGGACCUGCUGCAACACCGAAUUUUCCUGCUGAAAAAUGCCUUCUCCCUGGAGGACGAGGAGCAGCAUGCCUCAGACCCAGGCAAGGGGUCCCUGGGCGAGGGGUCCCUGGGCAAGGGGACCGCCGGCUCUCCUGCAGCAGCAGGCGGGGCAGUGCAGGAGGAGGGCUGUCCCUUGGAAAGGAAACGCCAGUGUGAGGGCAGCCCGAGGCCUUUGCUGCCGCCCUGCCUUAUCAAUCCAAGGAAGAGACUGCGGACGGCAGCCCUGAGCGCUUCAGACUCUGCCAUCACUGGCGACGAGCCCAUCUCCGACAGCGAAAUCGAGCAGUACCUGCGGGGCCCGGAGGAGAUCCGGGCCUUCAGGAAGGCCAAGGCCUGGCUGUGAAGAUGCUCGUCUCUGGCGCCUUGCAAAGGACGGUGCUGCCAAAGACACCAGGGCUGCAGGGACUGUGGGACCAAAAGUGUGAAACCCCUCGGUGACAGAGCCAUGACACUGCAGGGACAGUUGCCCACAGGAGCAGGGUUGUGGCGGGGGAGCGGGCUAUGUCCUCUUUCAUGUUCUGGACCAAAAUGGGGCUUUUUGUGGUGUUUUGGGUUGUGUUACGCUUCUGUUAGAAAUGAAAGCACCCGUGCCAGG
Messenger RNA from Falco peregrinus (peregrine falcon), 1559 nucleotides. RefSeq names its product BRF2 RNA polymerase III transcription initiation factor subunit (gene BRF2). The transcript is spliced from 4 exons. The coding region runs from base 33 to 1307 and encodes 424 amino acids. The record is from RefSeq and is a predicted model, not a curated record. Lineage: Eukaryota; Metazoa; Chordata; Aves; Falconiformes; Falconidae. Gene Ontology annotation, molecular function: RNA polymerase II general transcription initiation factor activity; TBP-class protein binding. Gene Ontology annotation, biological process: transcription initiation at RNA polymerase II promoter; transcription preinitiation complex assembly. Gene Ontology annotation, cellular component: transcription preinitiation complex; nucleus.